This is a messenger RNA of Paramecium primaurelia, 3196 nucleotides long. Lineage: Eukaryota; Ciliophora; Oligohymenophorea; Peniculida; Parameciidae. The record is from the annotation of a GenBank genome assembly.
AUGGAUUAAGACUAAGAUAUUAAAAGGAAAAUAAGAUCACAUUCAGUUGAAAGAGGUAUGAAUUAAAUAUAUAAUUAUAGAGAAAACUGAGAGUUAGUCAUAAUUUACAGAUGAAAUAGAGGAUGAUAAAAUAGUCACAAUUGGUGUUUGUUGUAUGGCUAAGAAAUCUUAAUCAAAAGAAAUGCAAGAAAUUCUUAAUCGUAUAAACCCAGAGUUUUUUUAAAUUGAAAUAUUUUCUGAAUAAAUGAUUCUUGAAGAUCCUAUUGAAUCAUGGCCUAUAGUAGAAACACUUAUUAGUUUUUAUUCUGAUGGAUUCCCUUUGAAUAAAGCCAUUGCCUAUGCUGAUUUGAGAAAGCCAUUCAUUAUAAAUGAUCUAAAGAAAUAACAACUUCUAUGGGAUAGAGAAAGAGUUUAUACUUUAUUAAAGAAAAAUAAAGUACCAGUGCCUAAACAUUAUUUUGUGUUUAAGAAUCCAAAUAAAUAUAUCAUAGAUGAUUAUAAUAGAAAAGAAAUUGAAAAGAAGUAUAAAUCAAGAAAGACUGAAUAAGAAAUUAUUGAAGAGGAAGAUAAUGUUGAUAGUGUUAUAAAUUUUUUAUAGAAUGAUGAUUCAUCUUAACAUAUGAAAUCAGUAUAGACAGCAAAAUAAUUACAAGAAUUACUAUUGCCUCCUAGAUAAGAUACAAUGGAGGAUAAAAAUAAAAAUAAAAUGAAAUAAGGAAUGAGAUCUUAUGAUGCUAGAUCUUUAUCAGCUGUAAUUGAUAUUAAGAAAGAUAAUAAAGAUCUUUAGAUUACUAAGAUAGAGGAAGGUGAUGAUUAUUUAUUGAUAAAUGAUUAGAAAUUAGUUAAACCUUUUGUAGAAAAGCCAUUUGAUGCAGAAGAUCAUAAUAUAUACAUUUAUUAUAAUUCAAGAGAUGGAGGUGGAUGUAAAAAACUAUUUAGAAAGGUUGGUAAUUAAAGUAGUAUAUUUGAUCCUACUUAAAAUAGUAUUAGAAAUGAUAAUGAAAAUUAUAUUUAUGAAGUAUUUCUACCAACAAAUGGAUUUGAUAUUAAAGUAUAUACUGUAGGUGAAUUUUAUGCACAUGCAGAAGCUAGAAAAAGUCCAGUUUUGGAUGGUAAGGUAGUUAGAUCUUAAAAUGGAAAGGAAAUGAGAUAUCCUGUUUGUUUAACAAUGGAAGAAAAAAUGAUGGCUAUAAAGAUUGUGAAUAUAUUUGGUUAAAAUAUUUGUGGAUUUGAUUUAUUAAGAAGUAAUAAUAAAUCAUAUGUAUGUGAUGUUAAUGGUUGGUCUUUUGUAAAAGGAAAUGCUAAAUAUUAUUAAGAUUGUGCAGCUAUUUUAUAGAAUAUGAUAUUGGCUAAAUUAAGACCAACUUUAUUUUAGAAAUAAAUUUCUGAUAUUAAUUUAGUUAAAGGAUUCUACAAAAACUCUUUUAGACCAAGUUCAAAAGAUCUAGAUGGAAAAGAAAAGAAUUCUGAAUUAAGAUCAGUUGUAGCAGUAUUUAGACAUGGAGAUAGAACACCAAAAUAAAAAAUGAAAAUGAGAUCUACUAAUGAAUAAUUUCUAUCAUUUUUUGAUGAUGUACCUGAUCCAUCAAAAGAAAUUAAAUUAAAACAUCCAAAAUAAUUAUUAAAAUUACUUAAUUUAACUAGAGAAUGUAUUGCUAAAACAUCUUGUUGUGAUGAUAAUAUUAUUAAAUUAUUACAAAUGAAAUCAGUUCUAGAAUUAGGAGGACAUUUUGAAGGUAUUAAUAGAAAAGUUUAAAUUAAACCAUUAAAAACAUAAAAAAUAGAAAAAAAUGGUUCAAUCGUUGAUUUUCCAGUUGAAGUCUUAUUAAUCUUAAAAUGGGGUGGGGAAUUAACAUAAUUAGGUGAAGAACAUGCUGUUAGAUUAGGUUAAGUAUUUAGACAUGAUAUGUAUCCAACUGAGAAAGAUGGAUUACUUAGAUUACAUUCCACAUAUAGACAUGAUUUAAAAACAUUUUCGUCAGAUGAAGGUAGGUGUUAAUAUACUGCAGCAGCUUUUCUAAAAGGAUUAUUAGGUUAUGAAGGAGAAGUUACUCCUAUUUUAGCUACUAUGGUUUAAAAGAAUGAAGUUGCUUAGGAAUUAUUAGAUUGUAAUAAUUUAGAAAUUGAAGAGGAAGUAGAAAUUAAAAAUAUUCUAUAAAAAAUGUUAACAAGUGAUGAGGAUAUGUUAGUAUAGAUUUACAAGUAUUUUCCAGAUUUUAAUAUGACUUAAACUUAACAUGAUUUAAUUAGCAAAUUUAAAUGUCCAAAGUCUAUGCUUAUUUAAUUACACUCAUACAUUAAUUAAUUAACCAAAAAUAUAAGGUAAUUUUAAAAUAAACUAAUUAGACUUCAUAUUCACUUGGAUAAAAACUAUUAUAUAACUCCAAGUGAUAUGGAACAAGGAGCUUAAACUAUGUUUGAAUCAGAAAACUUAACUUUAUUCUUCAAAAGAUGGUACAAAUUAGAAUAUGAUUUCUUAUAAAAAGAAAAAUUCAAUAUUUCUAAAAUUCCAGAUAUUUAUGACAGUGUCAAAUAUGAUAUGUUACAUAAUCAAGAUAAAUUAUAAUUUUAUGAAAAUUCAAAAGAGUUUUAUUGUUUGGCUGAAUUACUAAGUCAUUUUAUGGUUCCAUUUGAAUAUGGAAUCACAACAAAAUAAAAAUUAUCUAUAGCUAAACGUGUAGUUGGUCCUUUAUGUAAUAAAAUCAAAUAGGAUCUUUUAUGGUGGAAUAAAGCAGAAUCAAAAAAUUAAUAAUAGGAGGAAGAUUAUUGGAAAUUUAGAUAAUCUGAUGAAAGUGAUUUGAAUAGUCCAUGGAGACAUGUAAGAACUAGAUUAUAUUUUACAUCUGCUUCUCAUUUAUAUUCUUUAUUUAAUAUUUUAUAUUAUGGAUUAGGACAUUAUUUAAUUGAAGAUGAAUUUAAAUAAAAACAAUUGUAAUAAAUAUUAAUGCUUUAAUAUCUAUCAAAUAUUGUGAUAAAAUUAUAUGAAGAUUUAUCAUCUGAAAAAGAGGAUCCAAAUAGAUUUAGAAUAGAAUUAAGUGUAUCUGAUGGUAUUCAAAUGCAAUUUCCAAUUGAUAAAAAUAUGCUACCCAAAAGUGACAAUAUUCACAUUAACUAAUCAUUAAGAUUGGAUUAACUAGAAGAAUUCCUUAAUCAAAUUAUUGAUUGUGCUUUUGGUGAUGUUGUUCAAUCUUUAUGA